AUGACCACCAAGCAACUGGGUGAAGCUGAUGCCUCAGCCAUCAUUGAGCCAUGUAUUCUACAUGACGUCUUCCCUACCAAUAACAUCACAGAUACACAGCACAACCAAAGCAGCACUAUCACUGUGGUUGGGGUGUUUCCUUCUAGUUGCCUCCCACAUCGUGAUGGUGCCGUUAUUGCUGCUGAGAUAAUAAAUGAAGGCAACCAUGGCAAAGGAGCAAAGAUUGGGUAUAAUGGUGACCAUUAUCUUCAGUUCCGGCUGGUUGUAGCCAUUUCUGGUAACUCACAACAGCUGUCACCCGAUGUCUAUGCCACAACUCAUGAGGACCUUCUCGAGUCAAUGGUUGUGUCACUGAAGCCUCAGUAUAUUCUGGGAUCUUGCUCUUUUGUUGCCAAACACGACGACAAGAGGAUCGCUGGCAAGCGCCAAACAAUGGUAUUGAGCCAGGUGGGGCCUGACAUUUUCUACACCCAAGAUUCCAAUGACUAUGUCUUUGGUGUACACGUCCGAAGUGAAACUUAUGGGCUACCAGCAUUUCAAGCACUAAAGUUUAGUGUGGAGGACAGGACCAAGCAGAAGAUUUGA
Messenger RNA from Seminavis robusta, 585 nucleotides. Lineage: Eukaryota; Bacillariophyta; Bacillariophyceae; Naviculales; Naviculaceae. The record is from the annotation of a GenBank genome assembly.